AGGAGGCUGUGAAGCCAAAGCUUUAGAAACCAACCAAAAUGGGAGACAAAGCGGAAGAAGGCGGGUUGAAGAAAGUAGCCAAUUAAAAAAAAGGGUGUUGGCAACGGUUGGCCAAUAAAAAAAGUUAGCGAGAGUUUGACCGCGGAAGGAUAAAGGAAGGGGUGGAGUUUGAAGGGGAAAAGGUAGGUGCCAGAGUUUCCGAGCUAUCAGGGAGAAAAGGAGCCGGGUGAACCAAUGAGAAAGGAAUAGUAGGACCGAAAUUGACAGAUGUGACGUCAUGUGUGGGCGGUGACUGACGCGUCCCACCAGAGCCGUCACCCAACCCCAUAGAGAGAAGAUAUGGCACCCAAAAAGGCCAAGAGAAGGGCAGCAGAGGGUGGCAGCUCCAAUGUCUUCUCCAUGUUUGACCAAACACAAAUCCAAGAGUUUAAGGAGGCCUUCACUGUCAUUGACCAAAACCGAGAUGGCAUCAUUGACAAGGAAGACCUAAGGGACACCUUUGCAGCUAUGGGCCGACUGAAUGUGAAGAAUGAGGAACUGGAUGCCAUGAUGAAGGAGGCCAGUGGACCCAUCAACUUCACUGUCUUUUUGACCAUGUUUGGAGAGAAAUUAAAAGGUGCUGAUCCAGAAGAUGUGAUCACUGGAGCCUUCAAAGUUCUGGACCCAGAGGGCAAGGGAUCCAUCAAGAAGCAGUUUCUGGAAGAACUGCUCACCACCCAGUGUGACCGAUUCUCUCAGGAGGAGAUCAAGAACAUGUGGGCAGCCUUCCCCCCAGAUGUAGGUGGCAACGUGGACUACAAGAAUAUCUGCUAUGUCAUCACUCAUGGAGAUGCCAAGGACCAGGAGUAGAGACCUCCAGAGCCUCAAUCUCCCUUCUUUGGUCCCCUGGAAUGGGGAGCAUUGAGCUCCUCUGGAUCUGAAUCCUUUUAUCCCCCAAAUAAAGAUAAACUUGUGUUUCUUA
This is a messenger RNA of Sarcophilus harrisii (Tasmanian devil), 961 nucleotides long. RefSeq names its product myosin light chain, phosphorylatable, fast skeletal muscle (gene MYL11). Gene Ontology annotation, biological process: skeletal muscle tissue development. NCBI's taxonomy places the organism in Eukaryota, Metazoa, Chordata, Mammalia, Dasyuromorphia, Dasyuridae. The transcript has 8 exons. Gene Ontology annotation, molecular function: calcium ion binding. Gene Ontology annotation, cellular component: cytoplasm. The coding region runs from base 340 to 849 and encodes 169 amino acids. The record is from RefSeq and is a predicted model, not a curated record.